Messenger RNA from Malaya genurostris, 2389 nucleotides. RefSeq lists its product as uncharacterized. Gene Ontology annotation, molecular function: calcium ion binding. Bases 119 to 2284 code for a protein of 721 amino acids. Lineage: Eukaryota; Metazoa; Arthropoda; Insecta; Diptera; Culicidae. The transcript has 5 exons. The record is from RefSeq and is a predicted model, not a curated record.
GUUAUUUUACCAAUGUCUAAAAAUGUAGUAGGCCUGUGAAUUGGUGGUGAAAUUUUUGAAGUAAUUUCGAUCAAAACCUUUAAGAAAUUGGGAAUACAAAUUAUAUUUGACACUCGAAAUGAAACUUAUCUUCGCGGAAAACUUGAAUAUUGAGAAAGAUCGCACGCUCAAUAUAUGGAAACUAUGUAACCGAGUUCGUCAAUCUUUGAAUUAUCAGCAAUACUCAGAUCUACGAAAAUCAUUUCAAACCCAUGACCCUUGCUCUAAUGGGUUUAUACAAGGUUAUGAAUUCGCUCAACUACUGAGCUGUCUCCUGCGGGAUUGCCUGUGUGGAACCGAAAUUUGUCAAUUGACAGAGUUCUUUCAGACACCCGAUUCAGCUGGAGUAGCGUACGUACAGUUUCUACAAACUAUCAACAUAGAUGAUGAAUUUUCGGAAAUAUCGAAAACAGGACAAAGCCUAUCAAGUAGUGAACUGCGACUGUUGUCGCUUUUGUUGAUGAAAAUUGCCCAGACACUAAGAUUCCGAGAACAGGUUCUCCGGCCAUAUUUCGAAGAUUACGACCUUAUCGCUCGAAACGGUGGUUCGGUUACCUACGCAUAUUUCAAAAGAGUUCUGUAUUUCUUAGGUAUCACACUAGGCCUCCAGGAAUGGAAUCUAUUGACGAAACGAUACAUGAUUGAUAACUAUAAAGUUGAUUAUGAAUCGUUUGUGGAAGAAAUCGAUGAGCUCUUCAGAUAUUUAGAUAGUCAAGGCCCAAUCGACCGCCAAAAUGAGAACAAUGUUCCAUCGAAAUCAAUCGCUGCUGCGUUACCUAAGAAUAAUAGGCCAGAAGUUGGUGUGAUCAAUUUAUCCAAAGUUCUGCAAAAGUAUUCUGCACAUCAUCCAUGCUUGAUACCGUCGAAUGAAGAACGUGACUUUCAGACCUUGCUUAAUCGAAUUCAACGUUACAUCUGGGAAAACAGAGUACGCACUCGAGAGUUUUUCGAACAGUAUGAUCUAUUAGGUUGCGGAUGGAUCAGUCGAAGUCAGUUUGUUCGUGCAAUGGAUGCAAUUGGAUUAUCGAGCCUUCAUCGACUUCCCUUAACAGAUCGUGAAGUCAGAAUCAUCUGUGAACACUAUAAGGACCCGAAAAAUGCUAACCGAAUACAUUGGAAUCUUUUUGCGGAUUAUGUAGAUGAAGUGUUCACCGUGAAAAAUCUUGAAAAUGGUCCGUUCCAAAAAGUCGAAUCACCUCCCGAAAGAAUAAAAAAUCUGUCACGAAGUGGUGACUUGAAACCAGUAGAAUUGAACGAAACUUCACGUGAGUUAGUGGAGGAAGUGGUCGGUUGUAUACGAACUUUGGUGGCAGCUAGAAGAGUUAUGAUAUCUCCUAUCUUCAAAGAUUUUGAUCCUCAUCGUAAUGGACACAUAACACGAAGUCAAGUCAAUGAAGUGUUGUCUAUGGCUGGUGUGGAGAUAUCGGAAGAGCAACGGUAUGCUUUAUGCGAACAAUAUUCAGAUGAUUUGGGAUUCAAUUACGUGAGCUUCUUAAAAGAUGUUGACCCGGUGCCUGUAAUAAGAUCAGCUUAUAAGGAUUUGCAGUUCCGACAAGCAGUACUAAACAAAAUGAGUCAACACUUAGCUAUGCAUCCUCAUCAGUGUGAUAUUGUGCGUGUUUUGGCGAAAGUUAAAGGACAGACAGUACGCAGAAAGCUGAGAAUAAUUGACUGCAUGCGAGGGUUCGAUCCACUCAAUCACUUUUGUAUAACCAAAGAGCAAUUUGAGCGUGGCUUGUCGACUGCUUCCAUCAAUCUUACGCCAACGGAGGUGUGUACUUUAACGAAAAUGUUCAAAACGCCCCUUCGGAAUACAAUUGAUUAUAAAAGAUUUUGUGACACCAUCGCCGAGGUCGAUUACCAAUGCAACCUAGAGAAGGCACCUUUGUUGGUCCCACUGCAACAUGUUCCAACUGAGGACGGUCUUCACAAUCAUCUGAACUUUGAAGAACGGACCAUAGCGUCCCGAACAUUACAGAAGCUAGCGCGCUAUGCAGACGUCGUAUCCAAUUUGAAGCCGAUAUUCGAGGAUUUCGAUCGCAAUCGUUUGGGUGUAGUCAAUCGUAACCAAUUGAUUCGCGCAAUGGCUACACGUGAUCUCCAUACAAGAAUAUCAAGUCGUGAGUUCGAAGUACUCUGCAAAUGCUUCGGAGUAGAGAUAGGUUACAGACGAGAAAUUAAUUAUCGGGCUCUACUUACAGCGCUGGACUAUCUGUAUGCAAAUCGUGAAAAUCAUCCAUUCUGAAGUAUACUACGUCUUCAUAGAUAUCUUUUGGAUGCCCAUGGUUGUAGGGCAAACGAUCAAAUUGUAUAAAUAGGAAAAUACGUAAAUAAAUAUCUCAAUCCUCUC